AUGGCCCUACGCUUAUCCAGACACGCGCCCCAGCUGCGUUGCACCAGGUCAUUCUCGACUUCUCCACGCUCCGCAAGAUAUUCCGAUACACUGCCAAACUUGAAAAUUGGAGCGCACACCCGGGUACUCUUCCAAGGGUUCACAGGACGGCAAGCGACGGCCAAUGUGAAAGAAUCGCUAGAAUGGGGCACGAAAAUUGUCGGCGGUGUCAAGCCCGGUGUGGAGGGUGAACAUUUGGGACUUCCUGUUUUUCCCCUCUGUGAAGGUGGUAUGUGUACAACCCGUAAUGGAUUGGACGCGCAGGAGAAGUCCAAACCUGAUGCCUCGGCAAUCUAUGUCCCAGGAAAUCAGACUGCACAGGCCAUUGAAGAGGCUAUCGAGGCAGAGAUCCCACUCGUCGUGGCUGUGGCUGAACACGUCCCUAUCCAUGAUAUCCUCCGAAUUCAUUCCAUGCUGCAAACCCAAUCAAAAACCCGUCUCGUCGGCGCAAAUUGUCCCGGGAUAAUCUCUGCCAUCGGCAAGUGCCGAAUUGGCUUCCAGCCUCUUCCUUGCUUUGCCCCUGGAAAUGUCGGCAUCGUAGCCAAGUCAGGGACCCUGAGCUAUGAAACUGUCGCAUCGACAACCCGAGCUGGUCUCGGACAGAGUCUUUGCAUCAGUAUGGGCGGUGACGUCUUGGCUGGUACCAACUUCGUCGAUGCGCUGAAGAUUUUUGAGCACGAUGAUGACACACACGGAAUCAUUCUGGUUGGUGAGAUUGGUGGUGUUGCCGAAAUGGAUGCCGCGGAGUGGAUCAAGGAUUAUCGGAAGCGAACUGCCAGUCCCAAACCUAUCAUGGCUCUCGUGGGAGGCCUGGAAGCACCUGCUGGUCGAAUCAUGGGGCACGCUGGGGCUUGGGCGGCUCCUGGAGAGCCCGAUGCGCAGACAAAAUAUCAGGCGCUAGAGCGGGCGGGCGCUGUCAUGGGGGGCAGUGGCAUUCGUCCCGGUGCUAGCGAUAUCUCGGUCACUGGCUCUGGGAAGCGUGGAUUCCACACUAUGCGACGUGUCACUCCUGCUUCAAGGCCAGUGUUCCAGCAGAAUCGGAGCUUGUAUAUCAAACAAUUUCAAGCAUUCGAUCUCUUAAAAGAGAAGGGUGUUCUUGUUAACGGAUCGCCUUAUAAGUCCGACGCAUCUAUCUCGAUCUCAGUUGACCGGACAUCUCUUUCGCCGUGCAUCGUCGCUUCUCCAACCGCGGAUUUUGACCCUGCUCAAUCUCGCCGAUUCCCAUUCACUUAUUCCCAAGCCAACUUCGAUGGAAAUCACCUUAUUACUCAGGUUACUUCACAUCUGGGCCUUCCUGCGUCUGCGCAAGGCAGAGUGUCCAGCUUGGUUCAGGCACUGUGGGACAUCUUUAGGGAGAAAGAGGCAUUCGUUCUGGAGACACAGAUCGGAACAGCAGCUAACGGAGGUCUCGAGGUCCACACCGCAAGGUUCGGAUUCGAUGAUGCUGCAUUUCGCAGCUCAGGUCGACAGGAGGGGAUUCACCGCCUGCGCAACACUGCUGAGGAAGUUCCAGCAGAAAUUGAGGCCGAAAAGGACGGGAUCGUGUACAUCAGACUAGAGGGCGAAGGCAGCGUUGGCACGCUAGUCAAUGGAGCCGGCCUCGCCAUGAACACGGUCGACGCACUUACGAUUCACGGCGGCCACUGUGCCAAUUUCCUUGAUACCGGCGGCAAGGCCACCUCAGAAACGGUGAAGUCUUCUUUCCGGGUGAUCUGCGCCGACCCCCGCGUCAAGGCCAUUUUCGUGAAUAUUUUCGGUGGAUUGACGCGCUGCGAUAUGAUCGCUGAGGGGAUCAUCCUUGCCUUCCGGGACCUGAAUAUGCAGGUACCCGUUGUGGUGCGGCUGCGUGGAACAAACGAAGAACUUGGCCAGAAGAUGAUUGCCGAAAGUGGUCUGCCUCUGCAUGCUUUUGACGGGUUUGAGGAGGCGGCUAAGAAAGUGAUCACGUUGGCGCGUACUAUUCAGUAUUAUCCAAUUGCACCAUCUACUUUCAACAUGCUUUCUAAUCGAGAACACGCCAUCUUUGAAAAGGAGGGAGCUCAACUACGACGAUGGAUGGAGAAUCCCAGUGAACCAGGCUGUUAUAUCCCCAGAGCCAGGAUGUUCCUUUCGGAUUUAAUGGAUACCUACGAGAUGGACGCCCCGGAAAUCAAAGGAGAUAUUGGGCUGAAACCUCUUUCUGAUCCUAGCGAGGGUCCCGAAUUGCAGCAGUUUCAAUCUUUCCACUGGUUUCACCAAGAAAUGCAGUUUGACGGACAUGCAACACCCAGUUCUCUGACCAUAGAAAUAAUCCGUAAGCCUGCCGACCGCUACUUCGAGUUGCCGCCGAUUUCCGAGGUCGCGAAAGCCCUCUAUGAGGACUCCUUUGCUCUUGAUGGACUUGAGCAUAUCUUCGUCAAAAAUAUCCAAAACUACGAGACCAAGCGCUGCCUUGAAAAUUUUAUACUGCCUAAUCACCCACCGGUGCCAGAUUUAGGUAGCCUGACCUUGAACAGGCUUGAGUCGGAUGCCAUCCUGGGUAGUCGUAUCGGAAAAGUGGUUGCAUACUUCGUAUUGAGCGCAUUGUCUUUUUUCGAAAUAAGGACGGGCGACAUCUGA
This is a messenger RNA of Penicillium waksmanii, 2637 nucleotides long. Its product is annotated as putative succinyl-CoA synthetase subunit alpha. Lineage: Eukaryota; Fungi; Ascomycota; Eurotiomycetes; Eurotiales; Aspergillaceae. Gene Ontology annotation, molecular function: succinate-CoA ligase (GDP-forming) activity; succinate-CoA ligase (ADP-forming) activity. The coding region runs from base 1 to 2637 and encodes 878 amino acids. The transcript is spliced from 10 exons. Gene Ontology annotation, biological process: tricarboxylic acid cycle. The record is from RefSeq and is a predicted model, not a curated record. Gene Ontology annotation, cellular component: mitochondrion; succinate-CoA ligase complex (ADP-forming).